Messenger RNA from Exophiala oligosperma, 390 nucleotides. RefSeq lists its product as uncharacterized. Bases 1 to 390 code for a protein of 129 amino acids. The transcript has 3 exons. The record is from RefSeq and is a predicted model, not a curated record. Gene Ontology annotation, cellular component: cytosol; mitochondrion. Gene Ontology annotation, molecular function: deaminase activity. NCBI's taxonomy places the organism in Eukaryota, Fungi, Ascomycota, Eurotiomycetes, Chaetothyriales, Herpotrichiellaceae.
AUGUCAAGAACACCAGUCACCACCGAAAACGCCCCCAAGGCACUUCCGGGAAUCUACAGCCAGGCCAUCGUGGCCAAUGGCUUCGUCUAUUGUUCGGGAUGUGUGCCCAUGGACCCCAAGACGAUGAAAUUGAUCGAUGGCGAUAUUCAAGCUCAUACUCACCAAUGUAUCAAGAACCUAGGUGCUGUCCUUGAAGCCGCCGGAUCAAGUUUGGAACAUGUCGUCGAAGUCAACGUCUUCCUGGCCAACAUGGAUGACUUUGCCAAGAUGAAUGAAGUGUAUACUACUUACUGGGGUGACGUGAAGCCUGCCAGAACAUGUGUUGCCGUCAAGACACUUCCCCUCAAUACGGAUGUUGAGAUCAAGUGUGUUGGUGUCGUGAAGAAGUGA